Messenger RNA from Cheilinus undulatus (humphead wrasse), 327 nucleotides. RefSeq lists its product as uncharacterized. NCBI's taxonomy places the organism in Eukaryota, Metazoa, Chordata, Actinopteri, Labriformes, Labridae. The record is from RefSeq and is a predicted model, not a curated record. The transcript has a single exon. Bases 1 to 327 code for a protein of 108 amino acids.
AUGAGCAAAUGUGAACUCUCCAAAAGUGAGGUGGUCUACCUGGGUCAUGUUAUCUCAGCUACUGGUAUCCGCCCUGACCCGAGGAAAACGGAGGCUUUCAUGGAGUUGAAGGAGCCUUCAAACGUGAGCGAGGUGAGGGGUUUUCUUGGAAUGGUCAACCAGCUUGGAAAGUUUAUUCCACAGCUGGCGGAGAAAGACAAGCCCCUCCGCGACCUCCUGUCAAAGAAAAAUUGCUGGGUCUGGGAGACAGAUCAGGCUAGAGCAUUUGAAACGUUGAAGAAAGCCCUAUCUUCACCACCAGUACUUGCUAUGUACGACCCGAACUGA